This is a messenger RNA of Papilio polytes (common Mormon), 1254 nucleotides long. It is a transcript of the gene RunxB, whose product is annotated as runt-related transcription factor 1-like. Gene Ontology annotation, biological process: regulation of DNA-templated transcription. Gene Ontology annotation, cellular component: nucleus. Gene Ontology annotation, molecular function: RNA polymerase II cis-regulatory region sequence-specific DNA binding; DNA-binding transcription factor activity, RNA polymerase II-specific; ATP binding. The transcript is spliced from 5 exons. The record is from RefSeq and is a predicted model, not a curated record. Bases 1 to 1254 code for a protein of 417 amino acids. NCBI's taxonomy places the organism in Eukaryota, Metazoa, Arthropoda, Insecta, Lepidoptera, Papilionidae.
AUGCAUCUGUCGAGUGAAGUGAGUUCUACUACUAAUGGACUCGGACAUGAAGCGCCGUCUUCGAGUUACGGUGGUAGUGGUCUACCAAGUCAGCCGCUUACAGCUGAAAUACUGGCUGAGAGAACGCUGGAAGGACUUCUUGCAGACCAUCCUGGCGAACUUGUUAAGACUGGCAGUCCACAUGUUGUUUGUACAGUUCUACCACCGCACUGGCGGUCUAAUAAAACGCUACCAGUCGCAUUCAAAGUGGUGGCGCUGGGCGACGUGGGUGACGGCACUCUGGUCACCGUCCGCGCCGGCAACGACGAAAACUGCUCCGCUGAACUUAGGAACUGCACCGCCGUUAUGAAGAACCAAGUCGCCAAAUUCAAUGACCUCAGAUUUGUAGGCAGGAGUGGCAGAGGGAAAUCAUUUACACUGACGAUAAUGCUGGCGACAUCGCCGCCUCAAGUGGCGACGUACCAGAAGGCGAUCAAGGUGACAGUGGACGGGCCACGUGAACCACGCUCCAAGACGAGACAUCACGGCUUUCAUCCCUUCCACUUCGGACCUAGGUUCGCCCCAGACCCACUGAUGGGCUCGUUACCAUUCAAACUGUCAGGCAUAGCUCACCAGCUUGCAGGUCUACCGGGGGGCGAGUGGGGAGCGCUCGCACGUCACUACCCACCCCCUAUGCUGCCCUCACACGCGCACUUCACGCCCCAUGUACUGCCGGCUGCUCACGCGCAGCAUCCCCACAUACCUCCGCCGCCUCACGAGACCGAGGUAGCUUCAGAGACGCCGACCACUAUGAACGCGCACAGCACGACGAGCCCUGCCACGUCGCGGCCCGGUUCGCCGCAGGACGACGACAUCUCCGUCACCGCCUCCGACAGCCCGCCGCCCGAUGAACGGCCCGGCGCCUUUACGUCAGUGAGAACGAGAAAACCGCUGCAGCCCCUCCCCGCAUCAUCCAGCCUCUUCCACAGCGCUCUUGCCGCGCAACUCUUCCUAAACUCACCUCUUCUCCCAACUCCACCCGCAUGGCUCUACUCACAGCUCUACGGUGGAUACGACUGGUGGCUAAGACCACCCCCUCCACGAGAAGAUUCAAGUUCAAGCCCGGACCGAGAAGAUGAGGGUAGUUCCUCGAUUUCGGGAGUAGCAAAAAAACGACCCGCAUCCCCGGAAUGGCCCGACCAGGGCGUGAGAACACGUAGCAAGGCAAUGAUGACGCCGGAGAGACGGCCUAUAGACGUCUGGCGUCCAUAUUAA